AUGGGGGCUCACAACCUCAUGAACUUUUUCAGCUAUGGCUAUUUGCUCUUUAGUGAUAUCCCUAUUCUGCCAUCUGAGCAUGUGAAUGCCAAGAUUCAUCUGGCUUUCUACCCUUCAACUCCCACUGUGUCUAAACUAGAGAUAUCUUUAAAAGUAAAACAAGAGAGAGUACAAAUGCCAGAAGAUCUCAUUCACGUGGAAAAUAAAGAAACAAAACAAGGGAAUGGAUUGUCUAGUGAAAACAAACUGUUGGCACACUCUUCCUACAGAAAUAAUCUUAGUGAUACAUUGAAAAGGCUGAAGAUAACUGCUGUUGACAGAACUGAGGAUAAUUUAGAAGGAUGCUUGGAUUGUCUUCUUCAAGCCCUGGCUCAAAAUAAUAUGGAGACAAGUGAAAAAAUUCAAGGAAGUGGAAUACUUCAACUAUUUGCAAGUCUGUUGAUUCCACAGUCUUCCUGCACUGUCAAAGUAGCUAACAUCAUAGCAGAAAUAGCCAAAAAUGAAUUUAUGCGAAUUCCCUGUGUGGAUGCUGGAUUGAUUUCACCCCUGGUGCAACUGCUGAAUAGUAAAGAUCAGGAAGUGCUGCUUCAAACUGGCAGGGCUCUAGGAAACAUAUGUUAUGAUAGCCAUGAGGGCAGAAGUGCAGUUGAUCAAGCAGGUGGUGCACAGAUUGUAAUUGAUCAUUUAAGGUCACUGUGCAGUAGAACAGAUCCCGCCAAUGAGAAGCUCUUGACUGUCUUUUGUGGCAUGCUGAUGAACUAUAGCAAUGAGAAUGAUUCCCUUCAAGCUCAGCUUAUCAAUAUGGGUGUUAUUCCUACCUUAGUGAAAUUACUGGGCAUCCACUGUCAAAAUACAUCUCUUACCGAAAUGUGUCUUGUUGCAUUUGGCAAUUUAGCAGAACUUGAGUCAAGUAAAGAACAGUUUGCCAGUACAAAUAUUGCUGAAGAGCUGGUAAAACUUUUCAAGAAACAAAUAGAACAUGAGAAGAGAGAAAUGAUUUUUGAAGUUCUGGCUCCAUUGGCAGAAAAUGAUGCUAUUAAACUACAGCUAGUUGAAGCUGGACUGGUAGAAUGUCUACUAGAAAUUGUUCAACAGAAAGUAGACAGUGACAAAGAAGAUGAUGUUGCUGAGCUGAAAACUGCUUCUGAUCUAAUGGUUUUAUUACUUCUCGGAGAUGAAUCCAUGCAGAAAUUAUUUGAAGGAGGAAAAGGUAAUGUGUUUCAAAAGGUCUUAUCCUGGAUUCCAUCAAAUAACUACCAAUUACAACUUGCUGGUGCAUUGGCAAUUGCGAAUUUUGCCAGAAAUGAUGGAAAUUGUAUCCAUAUGGUAGACAAUGGAAUUGUUGAAAAACUUAUGGAUUUACUGGACAGACAUGUAGAAGAUGGAAAUGUAACAGUACAGCAUGCAGCACUGAGUGCCCUCAGAAACCUUGCCAUUCCAGUUGUAAAUAAAUCAAAAAUGUUAUCAGUUGGAGUCACAGAGGCAGUUUUAAAAUUCCUUAAAUCUGAAAUGCCACCAGUUCAGUUCAAACUUCUGGGAACAUUAAGAAUGUUAAUAGAUGCACAAGCAGAAGCUGCUGAACAACUGGGAAAGAAUGUUAAAUUAGUGGAACGUUUGGUGGAAUGGUGUGAAGCUAAAGAUCAUGCUGGUGUGAUGGGGGAGUCAAAUAGACUACUCUCUGCCCUUAUUCGCCAUAGUAAAUCAAAAGAUGUAAUUAAAACCAUUGUACAGAGCUGUGGUAUUAAGCAUCUGGUGACCAUGGCAACUAGUGAACAUGUCAUAAUGCAGAAUGAAGCCCUUGUUGCUUUGGCACUAAUAGCCGCUUUAGAAUUGGGCACAGCCGAGAAAGACCUAGAAAGUACAAAACUCGUACAGAUUUUACAUAAGUUGCUAGCAGAUGAUGGAAGUGCUCCUGAAAUAAAAUAUAAUUCCAUGGUCCUAAUCUGUGCUCUCAUGGGAUCUGAAUCUCUACACAAGGAAGUACAGGAUUUGGCCUUUCUAGAUGUUGUUUCUAAACUUCGCAGUCAUGAAAACAAAAAUGUAGCCCAACAGGCCUCUCUCACAGAGCAGAGACUUACUGUGGAAAGCUGAGAAUCUCCUUCUCUGGUACCGGGCACUCUCACUUCUCUGAUUUCCUCAGUGAUCUCCAUCCAGCUGCCUCUUCUGCUUCAUUCAUACUGUAUCACUUGCGCAUGCAUGUAAUAUUCCUCUGCAGUUAAAGAAUCGCUGUUACUACCUGCUCAAUAAGAUUUAUAAAUCUAUAGUUACUGUGACAUGAUUGUCAGAAACAAGUUUUCACACCUAACUGUUCUCUUAUAUUUCUCUUGCCUGAGCUCUGUUGAGUAGAAUGUGCAUGUUGUAGUCCUAUAAUGAUGUAAUCUUGGUACUACAUAAUGAUUUAUUCUCACACUUGGUAAACUACAUAUUAAUGUGCAGUUAAAUUAGAAGCAAACAAGAAUGUAGGAGGAUCUUUUUAGUAUUUUAAGAUGGAAUUGAAUAGUAAAAAUAGUUUAAUUUUUUUGAUGCUUGAAAAAGCACAUUGACCCAAAGCUGUAUGGCUGCUUAUACAUUUAACCUUAUCUACACUAAUAUCAAACCCAUGGUAUCUAGAGUUAAAUAAAAUACACUGCUUUCACCCUUUACACUAUGAUUUCUUUUUCUUAACUAUUUAAAUUAUUGGCAAGGCCUGAGAUUUUUUUGUUUCAUAUUUAACAAUUGUUAUUUGCUAAUGUUGAAAACAUGUACUUUUUUCAUUGUGCAUUUUAAAGGUUGGAAGAAUCUAUGCCACUCAUUUCAUCUUAUAUUUUGCCUGUUAGGACAUAAAAGAAAUCUUAAAAAUGGAAGGAAAUUGAUUUUAAGAGCCAUGGUUUCAUGAAUAAUAAGAUGGGUUGUUUUAAUAACUGUUAAGUCUAUCACCUCCAUUUUUCAUAGAGAUCUGCAAUAUUUUUAAAGGUGAUCAAAAAAGUAGUAACACCAAGGUUUAAGAUGAGAUGACCUCCCUUGGCAAAAUAGUGUCGAAAAGGUCUCUAGGGUGUUCUAAAAAAUGUUUGUAAAUCAACCAAAAUAUACUUCUGACCCAUUCACCUACCUGUUCCCACAUUUGACAAAUAUGGGUGAAAAGGUAAAUUUUAGCAUGACAUGCCAUACCUCAAUGGAGUGUUUCUAGGCUGGACUUUGACUCUCAAGCAACUAUAAGACAAUUGAAAACAGUACAGAGAACCUUUUUAAUGUUCUCCUUUAUGAUGAAGAAUGGUACUACUAUUGUGACUUUUAUGCUUUAUUUACUAUAAGAAUGAUGCUUGUUUUCUGUGGUGGAGAGUAGACUUAUUACAGGUUUUCAAAGAUAUCUGUAUAGGUCACUAAUUAAGCUGCCCAAGUUUAAUGACAAAUAAAAAUAGUAUAUCAAAUAAUAAUAA
Messenger RNA from Suncus etruscus (white-toothed pygmy shrew), 3416 nucleotides. It is a transcript of the gene RAP1GDS1, whose product is annotated as Rap1 GTPase-GDP dissociation stimulator 1. The record is from RefSeq and is a predicted model, not a curated record. Gene Ontology annotation, cellular component: cytosol. The transcript has 17 exons. Gene Ontology annotation, biological process: positive regulation of GTPase activity. Gene Ontology annotation, molecular function: protein binding; guanyl-nucleotide exchange factor activity. The coding region runs from base 1 to 2091 and encodes 696 amino acids. NCBI's taxonomy places the organism in Eukaryota, Metazoa, Chordata, Mammalia, Eulipotyphla, Soricidae.